CACGCACGGAAUUGAUUGACAGCAGACGCCACGCCCCUCUCGCGAGUUGCUCAGCUUCCUCUUACUCGCCAGAGACGGCUAAAGCCCGAGCAACUUGGCUGCUGCUGACGCACGGGCAAGUCCACGGAAAGGCUACCUGGAUUGUACAGUGCGCGAGCGACAGUGUGGCGAUGCGGGAUUAGGUGGCCGUUUCUUUCCCCGGGCAGGCAGCGGUGAACCGGGAUUGCAAUUUCAGUCACACGACAUAUUUUUUUUGUUGUUUGUUUGUUUUUUAAAUACUAAUCACUUCUUCUUCAUAUUGCUCUUCACUUUGCAUCAUUUAUCCUCUUCAGAUCUGUGCAAAUGACCGGUUUUCCUGGGAGCGCGCGCGCGCGUGUCACGGAUCCGAAGAGUUGUUGACGUUUGUUGUUUUGUUUCCACUGAUUUUUUUUUUUUUUUUUAACUGGGUACUAUUCCGGUUAUCACGGGAUCCGAGUUGUCUUUCUUGAGAGAAUUAAACAUGGACGUGUUGGCGAAUUACAGUAUCUUUCAGGAACUUCAGCUCGUCCACGACACGGGCUACUUCUCUGCGAUGCCGUCGCUGGAGGAGAACUGGCAGCAGACAUGUCUGGAGCUGGAGCGGUAUCUACAGACAGAGCCCAAGCGACUGUCUGACCUCUUUGAUGAGGAUCUGGACUGCCUGCUGACGCCAGGUUUCAUGAAGGGCGACAGCGAUGAGGACCUGAUGGAUCCACUGCUUCCCAGCCUGUCAGACCAACCCAGUCCGCCACCACUGCUCGUGUCUCUGCCAAAAAACCUUCAUACUCCAGCCAGCGGUAAGACCGUAGAGGCAGGAUUGAAAGAGGGCAACGGGGGCGUCCACCCAGCACAGCUGAGCGCCGUCACGUCACUAACGCCACCCUCCUCACCAGAACUGGGCCGACACCUAAUCAAGCCAACGCAGACCCUUACUGCCACACCUGAUGGCACACUCACGCUCAAGUUGGUGGCAAAGAAGGUGGGGCUGGGUACUGCCAAGUUGGUAGCAACACAGUCAUUGCCUUCACCACCAGCCCGAGGAGCGCAGAGCGACGGAGAAGGUGGUUUGGGAUCCGCAGGAAUCGGCGAUGUCCCAGAGAACAAAAAAAGAGUCCAUCGCUGCCAGUUCAACGGCUGCAGGAAGGUUUACACAAAGAGUUCCCACUUAAAGGCACACCAGAGGACACACACAGGUGAGAAGCCGUACAAAUGCUCCUGGGAAGGCUGUGAGUGGCGCUUUGCCCGCAGCGACGAGCUGACUAGGCACUACCGCAAGCACACCGGCGCCAAGCCCUUCAAGUGUAACCACUGCGACAGGUGUUUCUCCAGGUCUGACCAUUUGGCUCUGCACAUGAAGAGGCACAUCUGAGGAGAGAAGGGAAACGAGAGUGAAGGAGAGGGAGAGAAAGAGGGAGAGAAAGAGAGAGAGAGAGAGAGAGAGAGAGAAGGGGGAGAUGGAAAGAACGUAUAAGGCGAAGUGUUGUGCCCCGUCCAGAGAUGAAGACUCCUGUGGAGACCUCAAAAACCAAGCCUGUAGGAAACGGAGGCUGAUACAAUGAACACACGAGGCAACGAGAUCAUGAGAGCAGAGCUUGCUGGAUUCUUCACUUCUUGACAGUUUUCAAAAUAUAUAUAAAUAUAUAUAAAAUCAUGCCAUUUUCUCAUUUUUUUGAUCAGUUCCAUAGCUCGAGCUCCUAGCUCGGGAUGCAGACACUGCCAAACGAUAGCCGUUUUUUCCCGCACUAUUACUCUUCUUUGUACAGUAAACCAUAAGGAUGGGACAGAAGACCUGUGAACACGGCAUUGCUCACAGAACACAUCACACGUAAACAGAAGACAACAUUUCAGCUCUAGAAAUGUACUUUUGCUCUCAGUUACACAGACAACACCUUCUGGGGGGAAAAAAAUGAAAUAAAAUGACUUCCUUCUUCUUCUACUACUUCUUCUUCUUCUUCCAUCUGCACCAUGGACUCAUAAUAAAAAGUGAACUGCGGUUCACGCCAUGUACAGCAAGCUGCCACUUUGGAGGACAACGUUGCCAAACAUUCUGGACAGUGACCAAUGGAGCUGGUGGCCAAAAGCAAGUCCCUGGAAGGAGCCUCUGCGCUGACCUCCUCUGCUCUUCGCUUCAGAGCGUGCUCCUCUCUUCACGCCUGUCACCUCGCAGGCAUCUGAAACAAUGCGCAGCGACACUUUCUUGCCUUUGUUUUUUUUUUUUUUGUUUUUUUUUUUUAAGACAGUGUUACAAAAAUGAACUGAGAUGUC
Messenger RNA from Tachysurus vachellii, 2283 nucleotides. It is a transcript of the gene klf7b, whose product is annotated as Kruppel like factor 7b. Gene Ontology annotation, biological process: regulation of transcription by RNA polymerase II. Lineage: Eukaryota; Metazoa; Chordata; Actinopteri; Siluriformes; Bagridae. Gene Ontology annotation, molecular function: RNA polymerase II cis-regulatory region sequence-specific DNA binding; DNA-binding transcription factor activity, RNA polymerase II-specific. The coding region runs from base 500 to 1387 and encodes 295 amino acids. The transcript is spliced from 4 exons. The record is from RefSeq and is a predicted model, not a curated record.